AUGUCUUCUCAAGAGGAUGACAGCAACAAACACAUGACAAAAUUUGAAUAUGAUAAGAUUGCAUUUGCUGCAGACUAUGGCAAGAACCGAAUGGAAAAUAAUGCAGUGCGGUUAUGUAAAGCCAUAAAAAAUAAUCGAUUAUUUAGACGUAAUCUUGAUAUGGAGCAAGAACUAAUAGAUUCUGCUCUUUCACUCACUUCCGAUCUUUCUGUAGAUAAAAUUGUGAAUUACAUAAACUCGUCAGAUGAAACAUUACAAUUACUGGGAAUCCAAGCUUACGCGAAAUUAAAACAACAAAAAAAUCCUUUUAUAAGUGAUACGAUAGAAGAUGAUAUAUUAUCAUGCUGUAUUAAGCUCUUAGACAGUGACAUUAUUUCCUUGCAAUUUCAAAUAGCAUCUUUAUUAGCUAUCAUAGCUUCGGAUACAUUCAAACAAAUGCAUGUUAUAACAUGUGAAGCAAUAUUAAAAUUAGUCAAUCUACUUAAGUCAUCGCCUAUUGUUGCGGAACAAGCAGUGCGUGCCUUAGGAAAUAUAAUUGAAGAUAAACCAUGUGCACGUGACUUUGUUCUUAAAUGUAAUGCUCUACCUCUUUUGGCAGAUUUAAUUAAAUCUGAUACUUCAGUGAUAUUUAUGGACGACAUUUCAUGGCUUUUAUCUAAUUUAUGUCAAAGGAAUAUACCUCUAAGUGUUACAUUGAUUAGACCUGUUCUACCAGUAUUUCAUUGCCUAUUUAAUAUUAAAAAUCAAUACAUAAUUUCCGACAUCUGCCGGACACUCUCUUAUCUUACUGAUGGAUCUAACAAUAAUGUACAAGCAAUAAUGGAAACUGUAGGCAUUCUACCGAAACUUUUAGAGUAUCUGACGGUGAGAAAAGAAUCUAUCGUUAUUCCAGCACUGCGUACAGUAGGAAAUAUAGUGACAAUUGGUGAUGAUGCACAAAAGAAUGCUGUAAUCUCCGCAGGAGCAUUGUCGCGUCUUGGUGACGUAUUACGAUAUUAUUUGUGUAUCAAUGAGAAAGAUAUUAUAGAGGAAGCUUUUUGGGCAAUUUUUAAAAUGGUUGACAAUACAGACCGAAUUCAAAGUGUAAUAAAUGCUGAUCUGUUACCACUACUGAUAGAAGGACUUCAGUUUGGAAGUGCACGAAAAAUAGCCACCUGGACUGUAAUUACCUUGAUAACUGGAGGAACUAUUCAACAUUUGAAUCAAUUAGUGCAAGCUGGCGUAUUGCAAGCUUUUUGUAAUUUACUUGAAUCACAUGAUUAUGUAGAUAUUAUUAAUGCCUUAAUUGGUAUGGCUGAAAUCUUGCAUGCAGCAGAGAAAAUAGGGCAAGCAGAAAAAUUUGUCAUUAUGAUAAAAAAAUUUGGAGGAUUAGAUAAAAUAGAAGAUCUUCAAUAUCAUAAUAAUGAACGAGUUUAUGCAGAAUCUUUGGCUAUAAUCAACGCAUACUUUCUUCAAAGGGUCGUACAUUUAUUCAAUGUUCAUAAAUAA
Trachymyrmex septentrionalis is the source of this 1488-nucleotide messenger RNA. RefSeq names its product importin subunit alpha-5-like. Gene Ontology annotation, molecular function: protein binding; nuclear import signal receptor activity. Gene Ontology annotation, biological process: NLS-bearing protein import into nucleus. Gene Ontology annotation, cellular component: nucleus; cytoplasm. Lineage: Eukaryota; Metazoa; Arthropoda; Insecta; Hymenoptera; Formicidae. The record is from RefSeq and is a predicted model, not a curated record.